UUCCAUAAAUUAAUAGCGACUAGUUGUGAUUUAUAUAAAGAUGAAUUUACCGGACGGCAAGCAGUUAGUACGUGAAAGUUCCGGUAAACUUGAAGAGCCACUUGGUAGUAAACGCAAAAUGGGUUUACACGCAAAACUAGCGUGGAUCACAUUGUUUUUUUGUCUGGGUUUGAUUGCUUUGGCCCAUUGCGUCCCGGUUGAAGUCAUCUACACCGGUGAGGGCUGUGAUUGCCCAUCGAAAUUGGACUUUUCCGUGAAUGUGCCGAGCGUGCCGAAACCGAAGAAAUGCCACACGCCCUACGAAUACGGUUAUAAAGUGGAAGUACCGACAACGCGUCCAAGAAAGGCGAAAGUAUCGUACAGUUUUGAUUUCACGGUCGAAGAGCCACGUCCACCGAAACCGGUUAAGCCAUCCAAAAUGAAUUUAUACGCCAAGGUUGAUCGUGUGGCGAUCAAUAAGGGCGAUUGUGAAGAUAGUUAUGCCGCACCAUCUGCGCCGUCCACCUGCCGUUGUGGACAAUGCGGCAUCUCCAAACCGCUCUAUAGGUACGUAUUUAAUGAUAUGGCCCCUCCACCACUACCCUGCAAAUGUCGGCGACCGAACUGCAAAUGCAAUCUGUGUCGCGCGCAAUCAGCUGCAUUGUCGCCAAAUGCGAUUUUUGUGGGUAAACCAAUGAGUGAUAUGAUGUCAGAGCCAAUGCCUUUAGCAAAUGGUGGUGGUGAUGGAGAUGACGGAUACGUCAAUAGCGGCAGUGGCGGUGCGGAGGUUGGCGCUGUUAAUAUACGACGUAAACGCGAUUUACAUCGCACCCUCUUCGGACCACGCAAAGUUACCAAGGAGCGUCCGGGACGUUUUGUUAAAUUAUAUCACAAGAAUUUGUCCGCAACACCACAUCGUUUGUUCGACUUUGAAGGUCUUAGUAACAACAAACAACGGCGACAACAGCAAAGCACACAGAAGAAACCGAAACGUAAGGCGAAGAAGACACGUUACACACAUCAACGCUCACGCCUAGUGAAGCGCGACAUCAAGGGUGAGUACGAACUGCUAGAAAAGGAACGUGAGCAGAUGGAUCUGACAUUGCCUGAAAUCAUACAAUUCAUGCCCGAAACAUUGCAGCCCGAUUUUAAGAGGGGUCAAUGUUACUUCGGUUGCGGUACACAACACAACCAUCAACCCAAAUCAGCCGAAAAUAACCCCAGCAUGACAACCAACACAGAAAGCAAUCCCAGCUCCACGGAAUACAGCAUGGUCAGUCAUGAAAUCAACACAGACAACCCAACCGUUACUAUUACAUAUACCGACACCAAUAACAGCAAAGGAGGCACCAUCGACAUGGACAUGGACUUGGACUCGAACGGAGACUCAGAUGCAGAAAGCACACACUUCAUACAGAGUGAGAAGGAGACGCUGAUUAAGGAGAGCCUGCUUAAAGAAACCAAUGACUCUACACCUGAAAAUUCCAUCGGCUCUUCGUAUUUGAAACGCAAUGCAGCCAACUAUUACACCGGUAGGUCAACGCCAAAGUCUGAGUCAGCUUACCCCAAAUGUGAAAUGUGCUUACCCGCAUUACAAAAGAAAAGAGCUUAUCGCGCACAUUCGCCAACAACGCCACCAAUUUCCACUAACCCAAAUUACCAGCCGCAACAACCGUCAUACACCAAAACUGCAAAUUCAGCAGCGCCGCUGCAAUCCAAAGCGGCAUCCAAAGUGCCGCCAGCAGCACCACCACGUUACGUUUACGAUCACUUGGGUCGUAAGUACUUAGCAAAUAACGGCGAAUUGCGCGCAAAAACCACUAUAAUAUCGGUACCAGAUCCACUGGACCAUAAUGCCACUCCACUGCGCUAUGCCGGCGACUUGGAAGCACCGCCGCCGACCCAUUCCACUCACCCAUACGGUGCGCCGCCUUCGUUGAGCGUUCACAACUAUCCAGUGCAACAUAUUUCUAACGAACAGUUAGAUAAGAUAAUCGCCGAUAUUGUCUAUAGGCAUCCAGAAUUCAUUGAUGCGACAAAACAUUAUGGUGGCUCGUUAGUAGAUCCUGAGCCCUUGCAAGAGCAAGAAACAAUAUCGUUUCUAAAGAAACUCAUCGAUGGCCGUCUGAGCUUGUGGUUUGGCCAAGAGGAUGAGUACCACCCACAACAGUAUAGCACAAGCUACAACAGUGAUUACGCUAUACCGCAGCUGCACGACCUCCUACCGCCGCUGUUCUAGACCACCAAGUACCAUAAUCACUUCUUAACAAUUUGGUUUAACAAAUUUUGCAAAAUCCAAAUACCGAAAGUAAUCUUAAAUAUUUAGACUAUAGUUGUAAAAAAUGUAUAUGGAGCUGCCCAACUAGUAUUAAUAAAUUCUAUACUUUAAUGUUAUUAUUAAGUUCGAAUA
This is a messenger RNA of Zeugodacus cucurbitae (melon fly), 2389 nucleotides long. RefSeq lists its product as uncharacterized. Bases 41 to 2218 code for a protein of 725 amino acids. The record is from RefSeq and is a predicted model, not a curated record. NCBI's taxonomy places the organism in Eukaryota, Metazoa, Arthropoda, Insecta, Diptera, Tephritidae. The transcript is spliced from 3 exons.